AUGGCAUCGUCGAUAUCAUUGAAACGUGAAGUUCAUGCAUCGGAUAAUGGAAAUCGUGUUCAACCAACUGAUGAGAUAAUGGCAUCUAAUCAAACAAUAGAAACUGGUGAUGCGCGUCAAUCAGCAAAUGAUGGUAUAGGUGCUUGUGGAUGGAUAUUAGUUAUUAUUUCAUAUAUUUUGAUCGUUAUUACAUUUCCAUUAUCGUUAUGUGCUUGCAUCAAGGUUGUUCAAGAAUAUGAACGAGCUGUUAUUUUUCGUCUCGGUCGAAUUCUACCAGGUGGUACCAAAGGUCCAGGCCUAUUUGUUAUUUUACCAUGUGUUGAUACAAUGGAGAAAGUUGAUCUAAGAACAAUAACAUUUGAUGUUCCACCUCAAGAAAUCUUAACACGUGAUUCAGUUACUGUUUCAGUUGAUGCUGUUGUUUAUAGUCGUGUUGUUAAUCUAGCUACCAAUGUCACAAAUGCUAAAGACACACAAUCUGCCACACAAUUACUUGCACAAACAACACUAAGAAAUAUUCUUGGUACAAAAACAUUACAAGAAAUUCUUUGUGAUCAAGAACACAUUGCACAAAGUAUGCGAGGUCAUUUGGACGAAGGAACUGAACGAUGGGGCGUCAAAGUUGAACGUGUUGAAAUUAAGGAUGUUCGUUUACCACAGUCCAUGCAACGAUCGAUGGCUGCAGAAGCUGAAGCAAGUCGUGAAGCACGUGCUAAAGUCAUUGCUGCUGAAGGUGAACAAAAAGCAUCAAGACAACUAAAAGAAGCUGCAGAUGUUAUUGCUCAAUCGCCUAUCGCUCUACAACUACGCUAUCUACAAACAUUAACACAAAUUUCAGCUGAGAACAAUUCAACAAUCAUUUUUCCAAUACCUAUUGAAUUACUUAACUUAGCAAAACGAUAA
Molecule: messenger RNA, 903 nt
Organism: Adineta steineri
Lineage: Eukaryota; Metazoa; Rotifera; Eurotatoria; Adinetida; Adinetidae
Source: the annotation of a GenBank genome assembly